Molecule: messenger RNA, 569 nt
Organism: Diuraphis noxia (Russian wheat aphid)
Lineage: Eukaryota; Metazoa; Arthropoda; Insecta; Hemiptera; Aphididae
Source: RefSeq, a predicted model, not a curated record
UGUGUAUUUAUGUUAUUAUAGUUUAUGCCAAAGUUCACAUUGCAUGAAAUGGAAAGUUUCAUAGCAAAUUACUUAAGUUCGGCAAAACCUCCAAACAUUCUUGAUGCAUCAUUUUUCUUAUUGGAAUGUGUGGUGAACUCUGUCAUGAGAAUUGUGGUGUACUUGAAAACUGCUAUGCGAGUUGAUCCUUCCGAAAACCGAGGUGCAUGGGCCUAUUUAGAACAUAUUCUGUCCAACUUUCUAGAAGCUGUAAAUAACUCAAAAAUGUCUUGUAUUUUUGGAGAUGAUAUUGAUGUGACUUUGGCAAUAAACUGUAUUACUAAAGUUGUAAGGGCAACAAAACAACUAGAUGAUGUUCGUCAAUUGCCUUUUUUGAUUAUUAUACGUCGUUUGGUUGAUUUAAUCGUUCAACGGAUGGAUAGUUCAGAAAUUUCAAAAAUGACAUCCCUGAUAACUUCUAUAAAAUCUCCAAGUUCUAAAAGAACAUUGCGAAAUUCUAUGCAACGUUUGAUGAAUAAUCUUGUCCUCAAAAACUAUGAAGGUGUAAGCCGAGGCAAGUAAACAAUGGU